CUAUCUUUUGGUAUCGCAUUGGAAAUAUGGAUUUGAAAGACGUAAAGUUUGGAGAUGAAAUGAAGGAUGAGUUUCUCUUGGAUAAAUCAUGUGCUUUUGUAAACCAUGGAUCGUAUGGGCCAACUCCUAAGAGAGUGGUGGAACAGAAAGUCAAGUUCAUAUAUGAGCAAGAAGCGCAGCCCGACCUCUGGUUCCGAUUCAACCUGGAAAAAUACUACGAUGCUUCUCUCACAGCUGCUGCGGAAUUUCUUGGAGUUAAAAAAUCGAACUUGGUGCUUGUUGACAAUGUGACUACAGGCAUCAACACUGUGGUGAAAUGCUUGAAAUUUGAGCCUGGAGAUCAGAUAUUGAUCCAUACUCACACUUACAAUGCAGUUAAGAAUAUCGCUGACGAACAAGAGGACUUUAUCAAAGGUGUUAAAGUUGUCACUGCUGAAAUCCCACUUCCCAUAAAAUCUGAGGAUGACUUGGUAGAUGUUUUCCGCAAAGCAUUGGAUGAAAAUCCCAAGAUCAAACUUGCAGUUCUGGACCACAUAACAAGUCCGUCAGCUAUAAUAUUUCCUGUUGAAAAACUGACCAAGUUAUGUCGUGAACGAGGCGUCCUAACAUUGAUAGAUGGUGCUCAUGCACCUGGUCAAAUAAAACUCAAUGUUGCCAAAAUUGGAGCUGACUUUUAUUCAGCAAACUUUCAUAAAUGGUGUUACGUGCCCCGUUCAUGUGGAUUUAUUUGGUUUUCUGAUGACUUCCACGGCCAGCUACGCCCUCUAGUGACGUCACAUGGAUACAAACACUCAUUGGACGACCAGUUUAACAAUCUUGGAACCCGGGACAUUUCAAGUUACUUCUGCAUUCCCCACGCUCUUAAGUUUUAUAAAGAGAUUGGUGGCUUGGAAGCCAUUCAAGCUCAUGGCAGAGAACUCACCAAAUUUGCUGCUAAAAUUCUCUGUGAAGCCCUUGGCACAGAAGAGUUAGACAUUCCGGAUUCCAUGAGGGCUCCUUGCAUGACAACUAUCAGAUUGCCUUUGAAAAAACCUGCAAAACUUGAAGAAAUUUGGGAUUUGACGAAAGAUUUUUAUACAAAAUAUGGGAUGCAGGCAUGUUUCAAUUAUUGCAAUGAAACAACAUUUCUACGUUUGUCCUUUAAUGUGUACAAUUCCAAAGCAGACUAUGUCGCUAUCAAAGAAAGCGUUGUUAAAUUUGUUAACGAAGACCUGAAACAUUUAAAGCUGUUGAAAAAAGUAAAUUCAGUAUUUUUCAAUUCUAUGAUGGUGCAUGGUGACUUGUUUCUCAACUGAAAUUAAAAAACUUAUGUGGUGUAUUCAAACAUGCUACUAAUUCAGAUUCCCAUGCCCGGAAAAUAUUCAUUGACCAUUCAAUGAUUCAAAGUGCUUUUUUUUCAUGUGUGUUUGGAAAAUUCACAGCAGGAAAUUUCGUCGUAGGAAAUCUCGGCGCAAGAAAUUUUGCCACAUAGGAAAAUUUGUUGCAUGAAAAAUUGCCGCAAAAGCAUUUUGCUGUAAAACAAGUAUUUGUGAUAAAAACAGUUAUGUUUAUAGGGUUAGAGUAUGCUCCUGACUAACGAAUCUCUUUUAAAUAAAAAGGUACUUCAAAGAACUUAAUUGUUUUUGUCACGAAUACACGUUUUACAGCAAAAUGCUCUUGCGGC
Messenger RNA from Styela clava, 1663 nucleotides. The record is from RefSeq and is a predicted model, not a curated record. Lineage: Eukaryota; Metazoa; Chordata; Ascidiacea; Stolidobranchia; Styelidae.